Ceraceosorus guamensis is the source of this 7100-nucleotide messenger RNA. RefSeq lists its product as hypothetical. Gene Ontology annotation, molecular function: ATP binding; protein serine/threonine/tyrosine kinase activity; protein serine/threonine kinase activity. NCBI's taxonomy places the organism in Eukaryota, Fungi, Basidiomycota, Exobasidiomycetes, Ceraceosorales, Ceraceosoraceae. The coding region runs from base 111 to 7001 and encodes 2296 amino acids. The record is from RefSeq and is a predicted model, not a curated record. The transcript has 5 exons. Gene Ontology annotation, biological process: peptidyl-threonine phosphorylation; peptidyl-serine phosphorylation.
GGAUCGCACGAGUCAAAGACACACCGGCCUUGUUGCAAGACUGGGUCUGCAUAGACGCAUGAAGGUCGAGUCUGCAGCAAACCUCGGCGCAGCACACCGAUAGGACUCAAAUGCCAAUCCACCGCAACAGCGUGACGACCUCGUCUCCUGCAAGCGCGGCUUCAAAUCGUCGCAGGGUGGUGCACACGGCUGCAACAACACCGAGAAGAGGCAAGCCUGCUUCCCGAUCUUCCAUCGCUUCACCUCUAUCAAUCCAAGACGCUUCGGUUCUUCCUUCUCGCAGCAGUAGCAGCAGCGGCGGUGGUAUAUCCAGAUCGGCCAGCUCUCGUCGACUAUCGAACAUAGGCAAGUCAAGCACCGGCUCAUCAACAUCCACUGAUGACUUGAGAGAUCGCGAAGUCGGCAUUCCGAACUCGCAAUCGAGCUCUCACGGCAUGUCUUCCUAUCACAGUGUUGCGCACGAGCAGUACGCCAGCAGCAAUUCCCGCAUUCCUUCGCCUUCAACAACCCGAGCUAGUACAUCUGUUGUCAGAUCUAGACCUUCGAACGAGUCGGCGCAGAGUCAGACAGGUCGUACUCCGCGUGGCGCUAAUUCUGCGCUGCCGAGCAGGCAUGAGCCUCCCCCUUCUCCCAGAAAUGCCACAAGCGGCACUACAAACGCUUCCAGGUUGAAAGACACCUUGCUGGGGAGCAGAGGCAACAGCGACCGGUCUGUCAGCUACUCGGUAGGUGGUGCACCGAGUGUUGAUGAUGGAACCCUGUCUUCGAGCGCUCGAAGAUCGGUCUCCUCAUCGGUGGGCAUCCCCUCCAGCGCAUCGACUCGAGCAGGACACGGAGGGUUAGCUUCAUCUACGAUGGGUCCACCGGCUGCACGUCCCAGUAAAGUCACGGCUUCAGCCUCUGGUGGCGGCGCUCUAUCGCCUAGCGGCUUUAGGUCGCGCGGCGAUGCGAAUGGCACAGCAUCCACGACCUCUCGCAAACCGAAUUUGCACCUGAACUUCAACGAAUCUCCUCAACCUUCAUCGCGCUUUUCCAUCUUUUCUUCUGUCGAGGGAACCCCUGACGGAUCGAAAGCCUUGAACCUCUCAGAUCGCAAGGGCAGCAUCAGUGGAGCAAGCACUGGUGGACCGCGUCUGACAUCGAGCAGCAGUCCAGCCUCAUCUGGCCCUCCCAGCACUGUUGGCACGCCUGCUUUAGAGCUCGCUCAGAAUCAGACCAUGUCAGGACUCGGCAUUGGGCUGCCCUCGGCACGAAUAAGCAGGUCUGGUGCGGGACCUGCAGCUGCCAGUGCACGCCCACAGCAAACCCCACAGCGAGGCAAAGCAGGAAGUGGUCCGCUUUCCCCUUCGCUACCUUCAGCGAGCUCGACAAGGUCGAUUAGCUAUGACAGGGCUGGCCAGGUCGGCAUUGGAGAAUUGGCUACUCCGCGAUGGAACGUGGGAAGCUCCUCGGCCCAGUGGGCGAGCAAGCCUCGACGGGUAGACGAGAGUAUCUCUUCACCUGCAGCCGAUCGCCAAUUGCGAUCCGGCCAGGCCUCAAUCGUUGGGAGCGGCGCCUCGACUGACUCCUUCGCUCGCCAACAGUCUGGCACAUCGACAUCGAACAAAAGCGGUGCGGCAGGAGGUCGCGCUGCCCCAACCCCCGCCACAGCAAUCUCCGGCUCCAAGACGGAGCGAACCGCACGCGAAGCCGAGGCAAGCCGUCACUCUCGCGCCAUCUCGUAUUCGGCGUCAAAUCCGGUCAAGCGCGAGAAGCAUUUGCUGCGCGUCUCUCCAGAUCCAACUGAGAGUGGCGAGAGCAUGCUCAAAGCCAGUCCAUCAAUGCCAUUGUACGUGCCUCCGCUGGGAGGACAGACAUCGCUGGCGACGCUGGCCCGGGGAUAUCCACCCGGUGAAGACGGCAGUGGAGCAGGUUUGGAUGCGGAGGAUGCCGGGGAGAGCCCAACCUUUUCGAUCAACGCGCUGUCGGAGUCAGAGUCGGAUGCGAUGCACGGCGACGACACCAACGACUUUCUCCUUUCGCCGCGCAACUUUAUGCAGGAUGCUCGGCCUUCACCAAGGAUUGGAGAUCUGGUGUGGUCAGAGGAUGAAAACGGGCCUUUCGGUUGGGGUGGGGCCGGGGAUGACAAUAGCCGCAGUCCUGGCCGUGUCAUGUCCUUGGCGCCCGGUGUGCGUCGCGGUACUGCACUCGAGCGACAUCUGGCUCAGCUGGAUGAUGAGUCUGUCAAUGGCAGCUUCGACCUCAACGCUGCCAUUGCUGAUCUGCUGAAGGAGGACGAGGAGAGGCGAAAGCGCCGUAGCGGUGCAGCAGGGGAUGUCGCCGCAGGCACAGACACCAGUCCCUCGACGUCCAGGCCAACUUCGAUGGAGGCUUCAGCGACUGUGCCAUCGAAGCGGACCUCUCAGACCUCUACUGCACGCUCAACAGUCUCUAGACAGACGCCCGAUGGUGCGACAAAGAGUAGCCGCAGGUCUUCCACACGAGCUGUCUCUUCUCGGCCUUCUACAGCAACCUCUGCACAGCCUUCUAGUGGUGCAGCAAGCAUCACGUCCCGAGAUACCCGCCGAACAAGGGGCCCAUUAUCGCCGCCUCACAGCGGAGGCUCGUCAAGACAACCGACUACGAGUUCAGGCAACGGCGGUGAACGUACGCGUCCUAGCGUUCCAUCGGGCACCAUCGGCAGCAGCGGCAAUGCGAGCCACGCAACGGCCGCGAUGAAGCGUGCUUCUUCGGCUAGCAUCGGACAUUCCCUGCUGCGGGGGUCGAUGCCGUUGGGCGCUGCUGAGGAGUUUGAACUUUCGUUCGACAGUGGACAAGGAGAAGAUUCUGCGGCCGAAGCUCUGCGCAAGCUGGACGGGUUAGGCGGAGGCGGCACGCCAAGAUCGAGUAGAGAUGCAUCGAGGCACCGGGACGCUUCUCGCAGCCCUCGCACCAGUAAGCAGUAUUCGCGACCUGGCAGUGCAGGCCGCAGGACGCCUGGCGGAGCCGCAAGUCGCCCAGCAUCGCCCAGCCGCACGGCAACCGGAACACUGACACCUCGCAACGAUCGUCAAAGGGAAGAGUCGAGAUCUUCCAACACUGCUCGCACAUCGCGCAACCUUGCUGCCAAAUCUCGCUCCGGAGAAGAGCGGGCUUCGCCGAGCGCUGCCAGUGUUGAGAGUCCCAGAUCGGCCGUCUUUCCUAGUCCCCGGACGCGCCGAGCGCAGUUGCCCCCGCUGCCAAAUGUUGACACGACGCUGGAGAAUCGUCGCACUUCCCAGACUUCUGUCGCCUCUCGCGACACAAAGUACUCUGCGUCGGAUCGGAAGCGUAUGAGCGACGCUUCGGUGCACAGCGACCUUCAGCAGCAGUCUCAAGGCGGAGGCGCACGGCAGCAGCCGAGACAGACAGGGCAGGGCGCUGGCAAUGCCCUUCAUCGCGGUGCGGCUGAUGAAGAGGAUCGCUCGCGUAAUGGCGUUUUGGUCCCGCCUGUCCCUCCUCUUCCGAAGGGCUGGGAGUCUCGGUCGCGCGCGGGCAGCACGGGCACAGGCGAUGGUCCUCCGGUGUCCGGCUCCGCCCUCGUCAGCCAGGCGCUUGGUGCUCAUGCGCCUUAUACGUCAAGCGCCGAGGCGGCAUCGCCUGUUCGGAGCCCGAAAGAGAAGGGUCCCUCGCGCAAGUGGAGUUUCUCGAACUUGGCAGGUUCCUUCUCUCGCAGCCCAUCUGUGCUCAAGAAGAGUGCCGAGUCGCAAGCGCAAGCGUCGCCGAUUGUCUCGCGUCGACCAAGUGUGACCGCCAAUACCUUUGUCUCGACGGAUGCCGAGUCAGAAAAGGCGCCUCGCCCUAGCUUUGCAGACUCGCAAAAGACUCCCAACUCUCCUGCGGUGCAGUCGAUCACCUCGGAACGAAGCGGCAAGAGUUCCUCAAACGACGAUGCAGUCGCUCGCCUGCGCGACGGCAAGACGUCUAUGCGCUCGAACAAAGCAGCAGCACGAAAGGCUGGGGAAGGAGCUGGAUCUGAAUCGUCCCUUGUGGAGAAGCGUACGGGAUCUGAUCUCCAACUCGACUCGAGCACACGAGAAUCUCGCGAUGAGAAGCGCAGCGGAGACUCUCAUGCCCCUUCAGCCAAUUCUGGUCGCAUGAGCCGCACGCGCUCCAUCCUUGGCCUGGGAAGUCUGCUCCGGGGCAAGAGCUCGCGGCAGAGCAUUGUGCAGACCAAUGGUACAACGGAUGGGAAGCAUGGCCCCAUCAGCGUGGAUAAUUCGUUCGAGUCCUCGCAAGCUGCGGACGCUUCGCCUCGCACCUCCAAGUUCCGUCCGUCGAACAUCAUGGGAAGUGCUCGCAAACGUGGCAUGACGUUGCCGUCAUCGGCAGACCCUCCAGCUGUCGAGGCAGCCACUCUUCCGCCCAUGCAAGUCGCCCCUCUUCAGUCUCCCGUCUCUUCGACUGCCUCACCCCGCAAAGCAUCCGUCAGUGGCCGCAGUCACGACGCGCUCAUGUCUCCUCGGCGUGCUCUGGCCAAUUCCAAUUCCGCUGGUGACUUGAGCGCAUCAGCAGCUCGUCAGCGCGAUCGCGCCGCGGCGGCUGGUAAAGGCGCCACACUUGGGGCUCAUGAUCCUGCAGCCGGCGCUGGAUCCCGAGAUUCUCAGCUCUCGCCUUCAAGGCCCCUCGCAAGCCGCAUCCCUCGUGCGCUUGCUUCUCUCAAGUCUACGCCUUCCCGAAGUCAGCUCGGAACUGGGCCCCUCGGAUCGAGCACAUCUUCCCAACUCAACAGGCGCGUCAGCACGAGCGGCGCUGCAGGGCUACCCAAGAGCGUCACCACAUCCUCGUUGGCCUCAAGUAUGGGCAUUGGCUCUGAAGAAGAUGCGAUUUCUAUCAUCUCGGCGUCCGAUGUUGGAGAUGCAACUGCUACGAGGAGAAAGUCAAUGUCUGGUGCGAAGAGCUCGGAGACGUAUGGUGCUGCGGGCGGCAAUGCCGCAGCUGGAGCCUCUUCGACGAGCUUGGUCUCAAUCUUGAAUUCGUACGCAGCUGCCAAAACACCUGCCGAAUUGGAAGUCGUCAUGCGUAGAGCACGCGUAGCCUCGUACUCCAGUGCGCUAUCUGCCAGCGAACGCGAAGUUCUCAAUUCGCUUGUUUCCAGACAAGAACAACGUAAGGCUGCUGGAAAUUCUUCCUCUUACGACGGAUCGACGCCGAGUGUUGCGACGCCGCGGGGAUCCUUGAAGCCCGGUGAAGCUCACUCCACUCGCCGAGCUGUGACUCAAUCGACCUCAUCCACCGUCCUGCCGUCUGCUGCCGUCAGUGCUAACAGCGCUCAAAACAACACCGCCCCUCGCAAAGUACGCGCUUCUCUCACUGCCGCCUCCACAAGUGCACGCCAAGCGCGCGACAGUGCUUUGGCCCCGCGCAGUGUGCCUCGACAGUCUGCAGUUGCUACAAGCGCCUCGGCUCCUCGAGCAAGCCCUGCCUACUCGGACCGGACGAGCCGCACUGCCAGUGUCAGCCCGCGUGUCGACGAGGAAGAAUUGCAGGGCGAUGCCGAGAUGGAAGCUUACAUCAAACGACAGCACGCAAAGAAGAUCGCAGAUGGGAGUAGUCUGGAGGAAUUGGAGAAGAUGCUCAGAUUUCCCGAUCCGGUGCCACCGAGCCGAGCUUAUUCUCCAAGGCAGGCGGAAGCGGUGUGGGGCGACAAGCUGUCUGCUUACGAGAUGCAGGAGAUGUACGACUACAAAGAGAUUUACUUUGUGGGCUCAAAUCCGGCCAAGAAGCCUGCCGUGCCCAGCAAGUCGGAUUGCAAUUAUGGAUACGAUGACGAGCGCGGCGACUAUCUGGUCGUCAACCGUGACCACCUGGCUUACCGCUACGAGAUCAUGGACCUGCUCGGUCGAGGCUCGUUUGGCCAGGUACUGCAGUGCAAGGAUCACAAGACCGGCAAGUUUGUCGCCAUCAAGUUGAUUCGAAAUAAGAAGCGAUUCCACCACCAGGCCUUGGUUGAGGUGAAGAUCCUCAAAAAUCUCACCGAAUGGGACCCCGAUGAGCAAUACAACGUCAUCAAGAUGACAGAAUCGUUCUACUUCCGCAACCACCUUUGCAUUGCCAUGGAGCUCUUGAGCAUCAACUUGUACGAAUUGAUCAAGGCAAACAGUUUUGCUGGCUUCAGCACACGGUUGAUCAGGCGUUUCACCAGUCAAGUGCUUGCGUCGCUCAGUCUUAUGCGGCACCACAGAGUUGUGCACUGCGACUUGAAGCCAGAGAAUAUUCUGCUGAGGCAUCCUCGCAAGAGCGGCAUCAAGGUGAUCGACUUCGGUAGCAGCUGCUUCGAACAAGAAAAGGUGUACACGUACAUCCAAAGUCGCUUCUACCGCUCUCCGGAAGUCAUCCUCGGGAUGAACUACAACACGGCCAUCGACAUUUGGAGCUUGGGUUGUAUCAUUGCAGAGUUGUACACCGGCUACCCCCUUUUCCCUGGGGAGAACGAACAGGAACAGCUCGCUUGCAUCAUGGAGAUUCUUGGUGUGCCUGACAAGUACUUGAUCGAGCGCAGCUCUCGCAAAAAGCUCUUCUUCGAUUCUACCGGCGCGCCCCGACCAGUCGUCAACAGCAAAGGCAAACGAAGACGCCCAGGAACCAAGACGCUUGCACAAGUGCUCCGAACGAACGACGAUUCUUUCGUCGACUUUUUGGCGAAAUGCUUGCAUUGGGACCCAGAGCGCCGACUCAAACCGGAUCCCGCGAUGAGACACCCUUUCCUUAGGCCCUUCACUAAUGCUCCAGCUAUUGGACCGAUACCCCAGCACGGCCGCCAAGCUUCAUUGUCCAAUGGAGGGGCGCGAAGGUCCGUCGGCAACGCAACCACCAGUGGGCCUGGCACGACCCGCACGACCAAGCUUUCGAUGACCAGCAGCGCAUCUACCACAGCUGCUCGCGGCGCGACGCUGACUGCGAGCAACAGCAAGCGUACUUCUGCAGGGGGUGACAUGACCACGAGCCCAAUGUACCGGUCUCAGCAACAGACCGUCUCGUAGUGAUGUCGCGCUCCAAACUUCUACAACUUAUGCCUCAUCAAUCGCAAUCACGACCACCUUGAUGACCUUCGCAAUAGCGAGCUUCAAAGACGCAACUCA